UGCUUUUAUCUUUCUAUCCAAUCCGUCUUGCGGUGCGUUUUCUGCUUCACUCUGUCUCUUACAACAGCUAAGGAGAAGAAAAACAGACCGAGCGAACAUGGCGAUUGGAAUCAAAGCACCGCACUUGGCGAUUGUACCUCACGCGCUAGCAGUUGCUGGUGCUGUUAUGGUAUUGGUUUGGUGCAUAUACUUCCUAGGUGGAUUAGCUUGGGAAUCUUCGAACAAAAGUCUCAUCUUUAAUAUCCAUCCUGUAUUGAUGUUGAUUGGCUUCAUUAUCAUAGGAGGUGAAGCCAUUAUGAGCUAUAAAUCACUGCCUCUGAGGAAGGAAGUAAAGAAAGUAAUACAUCUUGUGCUUCAUGCCAUUGCUCUAAUUCUUGGCAUUAUUGGUAUCUAUACAGCAUUCAAGUAUCAUAAUGAGAGUUCAAUAGCCAAUCUCUACAGCUUGCAUUCAUGGAUUGGGAUUGGAGUCAUUGUCCUUUAUGGCAUUCAGUGGAUAUAUGGCUUUCUUGUAUUCUUCUACCCUGGAGGAUCAACUGAAUUAAGAAGGGAAUCCCUUCCUUGGCACGUACUUUUUGGACUACUUGUAUACAUCUUGGCUAUUGGCAAUGCCUCCAUAGGGUUCCUGGAGAAGCUUACAUUCCUUGAGAACUCAGGCCUUGAAAAAUACGGUGCUGAGGCCUACCUUGUAAACUUCACGGCUCUUGUCACAAUACUGUAUGGAGCCUUCGUAAUAUUUACAGUUUUUUCCGAGGCUCCUACAGAAGAUGACCACGGCUAUUCGGCUAUAUAAUUAGACGUUAUGUCUGUAUCUAUGUAUUGAUCAAUGGAUAUAUCUACUGUCUGUAUUGCUAGACAUAAAUUUGUAAUCAAUAAUAGUGGCAAUUUAUUGGACAAAUGUACGAGAUUUUACUUUAUUCUUUUCUUGUAGAUUCGAACUCCGAUCUUCUCGUGAUUGAGAUAUAAUUUAAUUGGUGAUCACAUUUUUACACAAGGAUACAA
This is a messenger RNA of Durio zibethinus, 999 nucleotides long. It is a transcript of the gene ACYB-2, whose product is annotated as Cytochrome b561/ferric reductase transmembrane protein family. Lineage: Eukaryota; Viridiplantae; Streptophyta; Magnoliopsida; Malvales; Malvaceae. Gene Ontology annotation, molecular function: oxidoreductase activity. The record is from RefSeq and is a predicted model, not a curated record.